Molecule: messenger RNA, 1142 nt
Organism: Parasteatoda tepidariorum (common house spider)
Lineage: Eukaryota; Metazoa; Arthropoda; Arachnida; Araneae; Theridiidae
Source: RefSeq, a predicted model, not a curated record
AAUGUCUGAAUAAAAUCUAAUGAAUCAAAGGCACGCAACAACACAACUGGAUACGCAAUAUCUCACAUAAUUCCAAUUCAGCUCUCUUGGAAUCCAUUACGGCUUGGAGAGCGCAAGCGGUCAAUAAAACAGUCUCCGAGCGCUGAACCUGCGCAACAGUGCCUGCUCCAGUGCAACAGGCACCUAACCCCUCUCCACUUUCCUAUAUUAUGAAUUAGAGCUUGAUCGCCUUUGGUGCUCGUCCUGUUUCAACAUUUAAAAAGGAAUUAUCAAGGAUUUCAAAUCAAAUAUAAUAUUAUCGGUAUGAAAGGGAAAGAUAAUUUCAAUACAAUUCUAUUUUUUGCACUUUUGGUGCUACUGACAUUGAUUAGCUUUGUCACAUCAUUUCCACUUAAUAAUAAGGCAGCUGGAUGGAUGAGUACAACCAAUGAAGACACAAGAAGUUAUCACCAUUUGAGUGGCAGCAGCAAAUUUUCAAAAUCAGCUUUUUCACAGCCACCAAGAGUUUAUCAUGGCUUAAGUGGCAACAGUUCAAAUAAGACGUUAGCUGCUAUUUUGCUUCUGACAGUGUUCGGAGUUGGAGCAACAGCAUUCUUCAUGAUAGUCUGUUCCAAAAUUACAAAAAAAGAACAAUAUGAUUCCGUGAAAGGCACGAUUUACUGAUUUUUUUUUGAAACACGAAUUCUCAGUUAUCGACAAUCUAGCAUCUUGGUUUCGAAGCUCUUCUCAUUUCUUUUUCUUCACUUGAUUGCUCAUAUUGAGACACUGAACAGUCACAGUUUUCUCAAUUCAAAUCAUAUUACUCUGAUAGUCUAGUCGUGUUUUUUAUUUCAACUCAUAUAUAAGCGGAAUAAUUUAACUUUAAAUUCUCUGUUAGGUAUUUGCAGAUGAAAUGUGAGAACUUUUAUUUGUCCUAAGUAGUGAAGGGAACAAUAACUAUGUCAAAGUGAAAUGUAUGUAAAAUGAGUGACGUCUUAACUAUUUUUAAAUUGUUGUGCAGUUACACAAUAUGUGACUUUGUGCAGUGCUUCCCAAACUGGGUGCCCUAGAAAACUAUAACAUUCUCUAAGCUCUAAAAACUAUAUAAUAAUCGACUCCAUAAAAAUUUAUAACAAUAUUUGCGCUUUUGAGCUGCGAUGGCU